AUGGCGCGGGUGCUGGUGGUGGGCGCGGGGCUGACGGGCGCGGCGGGCGCGGCGCUGCUGCGCGGGGCCCCGCGGGGACAGCUGGCCGUGUGGGACAAGGCGCGGGGCGCAGGGGGCCGCAUGAGCACGACCCGCUCCGAUCACGGCAGCGCCGACCUGGGCGCGCAGUUCGUCACCUGCGAGCCGGAGCUGGCGGGGCCGCGGCUCAGCUUCUACGAGGAGCUUGUCACCCACGGCAUCCUGAAGCCACUGACGGCUCCCGUGGAGGGACUGGUGGAGAGAGAAGGCUCCCGCAAUUUCGUGGCACCCCAGGGCAUCUCCUCGGUUGUCAAGUACUACUUGGAGCAGUCAGGUGCAGACGUGUCCUAUGAGCAGCACGUAACUCACAUUUCCCUGCGGGAUGGCAGGUGGGAAGUCUCCAGGAAAGCUGGGCCCCCGGAGCAGUUUGAUGUGGUAAUUCUCACCAUGCCUGUCCCACAGAUUCUCCAGCUGCAGGGUGACAUUGUCAACAUAAUUAAUGAAAGUCAAAAGCAGCAACUGGAAUCUGUGAGCUACUCAUCCCGUUAUGCCCUGGGACUGUUUUAUGAGGCUGGCACGGGGAUUGGAGUCCCCUGGGCCGCUCGCUACAUCGCCGAUAAUCCCUGCGUGCGCUUCAUCUCCAUCGAUAACAAGAAGCGCAAUAUAGAGUCUGCUGAAAUUGGGCCCUCAGUGGUGGUGCACACCACUGUGUCCUUUGGCAGCGAGCACCUGGACUCAGACCCCGCCGAGGUGCAGCAGAUCAUCCUCAGCCACCUGCAGAGGGUUGUGCCCUCCCUGCCUGAACCCAGCAGCAUCAAGUGCCACAGAUGGAGAUACUCCCAGGUCACCAGAGCUGUGCCCAAUUGUCCAGGACAGAUGAUUCUUCACACUCAGCCUCUCCUGAUCUGUGGGGGUGAUGGAUUCACUCGUUCCAACUUUGAUGGCUGCAUAGAGUCUGCCAUGAGCCUUGCAGAGGCUGUGAAGCCUCAUUUACAGCAAUUUCAAACUCAGGCUGCUAAAAUUCCUCUAGAUUAAUUAUGAAUUUUUGCCGUGAUGGAUCGAAUUUGAGUUUAACAUCAACAUCAUCUUGCAAGAAACAAAUAAAGGAAAAUGUAUCGGCGCCCUGGAAUAAUUAUUGGGAUGGAAUUAAAUUGAAUUUUCCAGGAUCUGUGCUCAGAGUGGUUGCUUUGAUUAAAAUAAGACUUUCCCUGGCUGUAGGCAGAGGCACAGAGCUCCAGCACUCUUGCCAGGUCUCCUGAUACUUUUACAGCCCAUGAAAAUUAUGUCAAGGAGAGGAGCCUGACUUGAAGCAGCACAAAAAUCCAUGAAGCUGCAGAGUUUAUUCACUGGAAACUCCUUAUUUUCUCCUUGUUCUAGUGACAGGACAAGGAGAAUGCCUUCCUACUUCAGAGGGCAGGGCUGAAUGGGAUAUUGGGAAUUAGGGUGGUCAGGGUGGGCAGGCCCUGGAUCCCUGGAAGUGUCCAAGGCCAGGCUGGAAUUUGGGGCUUGGAGCAGCCUGGGACAGUGGAAGGUGUCCCUGCUCAUGGCAGGGGUGGCACUGGAUGGGCUCAGAAAUUACUCAGAAGUUAACCAAGAAAAAAUUUAUUUAUUCUAAAUUGCAUUUUAACUUGCUCUUCCUCUUCAGUCACAUGUCACAAGUCUAGUACCUCUCUACCACAGCACUGAAAAUAACAAAAUACAGCAGACAGGAUUUAAACCAUUAGGGGAGUACAAUUCAGCCUCUGUUUUUCUUAUUUUAUCUCUUCAUUUCACCCAAAUCUGACAUCCUGUGUCACACCAGCUGACCACUGUGAUUUACUGCUGCCUUUGGCCAUUUCUUGCGGGGUAUUUUAAGUGACACUAAGAAUUUAAGACUUGUUAAUUUUAAAAGUAGGCAGAAAACUGGAUGUGAGGCGUGCUUGGCUCAAUGGUUGCUCUCUGAAGGGCUGUGAUGCUCUUUCAGGGGCUUUGUAUCAGCAGCAGCAGUGACAGACCAGUGCAGAUGUCUCUGACUUUUCCUUUCACCAAUCUCUCAGCUUUGGUCACCCUGAUGCCUCAAAGUACCCAAAUCACAGAUUCAGAGAUGGUUUUUGAGUCAUGAGAUUUUCAAUUUGGAGCUUUUUCAAGUCCUGGUGAGUCUCAAAUUGCUCCUUCCUCAUAUCUCAGAAUCAGUGGGGUGGAAAAAUCCCUGCCAGCCCAUGAUGCCCACCUUGUCCCCAGCCCAGAGCACUGAGUGCCACCUCCAGCCCUUCCUGGGACACCUGCAGGGCUGGGCACUGCAAAGCUCCCUGGGCAGCCCCUGCCAAGGCCUGAGCACCCUUUCCAUGCAGAAAUUUUCCUGACAAUAU
Molecule: messenger RNA, 2366 nt
Organism: Melospiza georgiana
Lineage: Eukaryota; Metazoa; Chordata; Aves; Passeriformes; Passerellidae
Gene: RNLS
Product: renalase, FAD dependent amine oxidase
Exons: 7
Coding region: 1-1053 (350 amino acids)
Cellular component (GO): extracellular region
Molecular function (GO): oxidoreductase activity, acting on NAD(P)H
Source: RefSeq, a predicted model, not a curated record